GAAUGGGAGUGUUUCGUGCUUGGUUGAAUUCGUGGGGAGACCAGGAGCAAGAAAAGAACAUAAUGGAGCAACCGAUAGAAAUUUUUCGAAAUUCGAAAAUUUUAAGCGAUGAGGAGUUGAAGGAAUACUACCAGAGUGUUUUUAACUGCUGCGACGCAAAUAAAGACGGUCUUGUAAGCAUAUUCGAAUUAAAAACUUUCUUGGAAACUCAAGAACACAUCGAUAUUCCAGACAAUGUUUUGGAAUGCCUGUAUAAUAAAUUCGACACCAACAAAGAUAGACAACUUGAUUUUGAAGAGUUCCUAGAGAUGAUUAAUGACAGGACGUUUAAAGAAACCUUUCGAAAUAUAGCUAAUAGAGUUCUGAGAUUUAUAAUAGUACCCCAGAUGAAUCGAAAAACUUUAAAAUUAAGAAGAACAGUCACAGUCACAGGAAGUUACGAAAGCGAAGUAAAGUGUAAUAAAAACAUAGUAGGAAUGUUGAUAAUAUCCAUUAUUCAAGUUAUUCUCUACUACACCAAUGCUGCAUUAUGUCCAACUUAUCCGAUAGAAGCUGCACUAGUUUUUACGCCAUUCAAAAGGCGAGAGAUUUAUAGAUACGUCACGUAUAUAUUUUUACAUUCAGACCAAAUGCACUUAUACGGUAAUGUGAUAAUUCAAAUUAUCAUUGGAAUACCUUUAGAGAUGGUUCACAGUUGGCGAGUCCUUGUUGUCUAUAUUGUCGGUGCUAUUGGAGGAUGCUUAACUCAUUCUGUCCUAGACAGAUUUACGCCACAUGAUAAUGGGUUAAAGACGAUAGCCGAGUUGAAGGGGGGCAGUGGUGGAGUUUUCGCCAUAUUUACUGCUCAUAUUGCUUCAGUUAUCAUGAAUUGGCGAGAAAUGACUCAUCCUGCAGUCCAUCUUCUAAUAUUUGGCGUCGUUAUCGCUAUCGAAGUAGUCUACAGCCUAUUCAAAUUAUCACCAGAUGAUACAAUAUCGUAUUUGACACAUGCUGGUGGAGCUGUAGUAGGUUUACUGUUUGGUGUUAAUAUACUGAGGAAUCUUCGAGUUAAGAAGAUAGAAAAAAUCAUUUGGUUCGGUUGCUUGAUUACAUUAUCGGCAUUGUUUGCUGUAUUCAUAACAUUGGAUGCUGUUAUGGAUGAUCCGGAAAUGGAAAUAAAAACUUAUGGUGAUGUAGAGCCUAUACAAUGUUCUUAAUUUUUUUAAAAAUAAAUUUUUUAAUAUUU
Molecule: messenger RNA, 1225 nt
Organism: Diabrotica balteata
Lineage: Eukaryota; Metazoa; Arthropoda; Insecta; Coleoptera; Chrysomelidae
Source: the annotation of a GenBank genome assembly